Molecule: messenger RNA, 716 nt
Organism: Plasmopara halstedii
Lineage: Eukaryota; Oomycota; Peronosporomycetes; Peronosporales; Peronosporaceae
Exons: 1
Coding region: 246-518 (90 amino acids)
Source: RefSeq, a predicted model, not a curated record
CGAUCAGGAAGAUAAAGUGGAUGCGUGGCAAGCCUACACACUGUUGAUUGACCUACUUAGAACAAAGUAUAUGUAUUCAUAUUUUACGAGAUUACUAUUUCUUACGCGACCAUAAUUUAAUAUGAUACUAGUUUGUCAUGCUGCAAUGCAAACGAUUAAGUAUUUAAUAUAUCAAGCAAAGGAAUCUUGCUUUACGACCGUUCAAGUCUUAUCUUGUUCGAAUACGUUAAGCGCUCAGACCAUUGAUGAUAGUACAAUCGUCCAGCUUCGAUUCUUCUGACAGAGUCGACAUUAAUUUUUAUCAAAAGCAUAUUCUGUUUUCAUUCGAUGACAGUUCCAUGCUGAUUAACUGCGAAUUUGCAAAGAAGCAGAGUAAUUACUUGCAUACUUUUUGUAUGACAAGCACCACAAAGUUGGCUGCGUGUGUUCACUUAAUCGUAUCGGGCACUGGUCAUCUAGCGUUUCGGCAGACACACACGGUGAAGCGUUUCGAAAUAAACGGAUCACAGACAGGAUAAUUUGCUGGCGAAUGAUCCUGAAUGGCUGUGAGCAGCCAAAGCUUCAGUAUGAUAACGGCUAAAGGCUCCUUUGGAAGAGAUGCAUAUGACAUGUCGCUGCCACUCACACUUCAUUUGGUACAAACAGCUUCGCUGUCGAACGUAGUACAUUAGUAGCAUUAGCUUGUACUCUGGUACUAUCGGUGCGUUCGGUGUAUA